AAAUAUACAGGGGGCGUGUCCUCGAGCAGGAACCAGAGUAGGGGAGGUACACAGACUCAAGAUGGCGUCCCGCGAUGAAGCAGGAAAUAUGUUUCGCUUUCAGUAAUAAACGCGACUGGACAGGUUCGCUCGGACGUUGUCUGCUUGAGGAAGGCUGAAACGGAUUUAUUGGCGACCGAAGACAGCGCAGAUUUCUAGAUACUCUAAAUGGCUGCGAGGAAGUCUGGAUCGGAUCUCCACAACAAUGGACCUGUCAGCUACGUUGAUGGUGUUCCUUUUAAGCUUAAUGAGAAGUUUCGCUGCCCAGCAAAAGUGGGUCUGCCCAUUGGCUUCUGUCUGCCCGACUGUAACGCUUUGCUUUCGGAGACACAGUAUGACUUCAGCCUAGAGAAGCUGACUGUGCGCUGGGGGGAUGACCUGGCCAAGGCGCGAGCUGCCGAGGCACGGGAAGCCGAAUCGAGGCGGGCAGAAUCAGAAAAGGACAGACAGGCUGCUUUACAGGACAGUGAAGCCGGAUUGGCUGGUGGUAAAAAAGCCCGUCCUGCUGAGGAGCAGGACCUCCUCCCUCCGGCGCUGAACCCGGUCCUGGCAGGUCUUUGGCACAAUGCUAUCUUGACCCCGCUCCCGGCCCCGAGGUUCGGCCCAGCGCAACCAGCAGCCAGCAACCCUGUGCCUCAGAGUCUCAACCUGGCCGACUUUGAGCGGGAGGAGGACCCCUUCGACAAGCUGGAGCUCAAAACUUUGGAUGACAAAGAAGAGCUCCGGAGCAUCCUCCAGAGUCAGCCGCAGGCCUCGAUGCCCACAGUGUCCACCUCAACUCCAGAAAGAACAGGUGGAGAAGACUGUGCCACACCUCCUCAGCAGGCCAAAGUGGGUAUCUUCCAUAAACCCAACGGCCUGGUAGGACUGCUGGACUUGGAGCAUUCAGGGGUUGGUGGUGUGGCAACUUCCAGGGGACAGAUUGAUGCCGAACGCCCCUGUAACAUUCGCUCACUGACUUUUCCCAAACUGUCUGACCCUGGAGAUUCCCCCUCAGAUCCUCCCCUCACUUUAUAUUCAGCAGCCCCACAACGAAGCUUACCCAACGGAACUCCGCUGUCCCUGCUAAGAUCCACACCAGAUACCAGCUCUACACUACCGGUCGAGUUACCAGGCCAUGGAACAAAUGGCACUACAAAGCAGUCGAACCCCGUCCCAGCAACUGAGGCUCCCUCACACACGGGACCUGUGGGCGGAGCCCUGCUCAGUCUCUCCCCCAGCGAGCGCCAGUGUGUGGAGACCGUAGUAGGCAUGGGCUACUCUUACGAAGGCGUCCUCAAAGCCAUGCAGAGACAAGGGCAGAACGUCGAACAGGUGCUGGAGUACCUUUUUGUCCACAGCCGACUGUGCGAGCGAGGCUUCGAUUCCACGGCGGUGGAAGAGUGUCUGGAAAUGUACCAGUGUUCAGAGGAAAAGGCUCUACAGUUUCUGCAGUUGAUGUCUCGGUUCGGUGAGAUGGGUUUCGAGAGAGACACCAUCAAAGAGGUACUUUUAGAGCACAAUAACGACCAGGACAAAGCUCUGGAGGACUUAAUGGCUCGUGCGGCUGCAAGCUGAACCAGAGCAGUGUCUCCUACUUGAAACGCCCCUCCUUUCCUUUUCAACGCUGUGUCCAUUUGCAAGAGAGAAGGAGGGGGAGUGAGUAAGAUCAGCCGAGGUAGGGGGUGUAACGAGGAUGUCUGAGACCGGACAAGCGAACACGUAUCCCUUCAAAAAUAAACAUGCCCUUCGAGUCAGGGUUCGAACCGGCCAUUCAUCCGACCUAUUCAACGAUGUUUGUGUGCCUCUGGGGGAGGGGACACCGAGCUGUCCUUCUUUCUCCAUCGCUAUAGAAACAGGUGGUGGGGCAGGGCCUAGGACACAUGCCUUUGGAGGAGUGCAAUGGAAGCGUGAUUCGACAAGAAAUGGACCCACGGCUACAGCGCUGCUAUAUCUUUCAUAGAUGAUAAGCACUUCAUACUCGCUCAUACACAUGCCAUGUCUGAACAGAGACCUUGAAGUGCCCUUUCUGUUCUUGCCACUGCCUAGCUUUCGUUUUUGUUCUUUUUUUUCUUCCACCCGUCUCUGCUGUACGUCAUUUUUAAUCAUAUGUUCAUCUGUCAAACCGAAAAAGCAUAUUUUUUCCGCUUUGUUAGAGAUCUGGUUCAUUUGCCCAUUUCUAUAGAACCUGCAUUAACAAAACUAACGACCCCAGCGACUUCGAGAGACACCAAACGACAAAUUCGCCUAAGGAUCAACGGCAGCCUGACAGCUUUUACACUGGAAUGGAAAGCGAAAGCGGAGUGUUUUGCGGAAAUGCAAUAUUUAUGUCGGAGCUCCUUCGUACAAAACGACAUGCAAGGCUGAGAAGGCACAAAAAAAAUUUACAGAUAUUAAUAUAAACGUAUUUAAAUGUGUUCGAGAUACACUGACACCUUCAAUCUGUAAUAAAGACUUCUUUACCAUUA
Messenger RNA from Silurus meridionalis, 2486 nucleotides. It is a transcript of the gene ubap1, whose product is annotated as ubiquitin associated protein 1. NCBI's taxonomy places the organism in Eukaryota, Metazoa, Chordata, Actinopteri, Siluriformes, Siluridae. The transcript has 7 exons. Gene Ontology annotation, cellular component: ESCRT I complex. The record is from RefSeq and is a predicted model, not a curated record. Bases 208 to 1596 code for a protein of 462 amino acids. Gene Ontology annotation, biological process: ubiquitin-dependent protein catabolic process via the multivesicular body sorting pathway. Gene Ontology annotation, molecular function: ubiquitin binding.